CAUCACACUUCAAAGUUAAAAACUUUGCUUCCUCCAUUCCAAAGCUCCCCCAAUCGCCUUCUUAAUAGUUAGUCGUUAACACUGGAAGAAGCAGACGUCAUGGCCUCCCCUGUUUCUACUUCCUCCAUUCUUCUGAUAUUCCUCUGUUUCCUUCUCUUCCCGCCCAUCCACUCUCUCUCCAUGGCAACAACAAGAACUACUAACACCAGAACAAUAACGACAACAAAGACUAAUAAGCCCCUUAUUUUGCCACUUAGGACCCAAAAGGUGUCUUCUUUAUCCCUCCCUACUCCUCCAAACAAGCUCCUCUUCCAUCACAAUGUCAGCCUCACGGUCUCCCUCUCUGUCGGCUCCCCUCCCCAGAACGUCUCCCUGGUCCUCGACACAGGCAGUGAGCUCCCCUGGCUCCUCUGCGACUCCAAAACCUCGCCUUCCUUCCGCCCCCGCUCCUCCUCCUCGUACUCCUCCAUCCCCUGCUCCUCCCAGACCUGCCGCUCCCAGACCCACGACCUCCCCAUCCCGGCCUCUUGCGACGCCUCUCGCCUCUGCCAUGUUGCCCUUUCCUACACCGACGCCUCCUCCACCGAGGGAACCCUCUCCUCCGACCUCUUCUCCCUCGGUGCCUCCCGUCCUCUGCGCACAGCCUUCGGCUGUAUGGCCUCCGCCUACUCCUCCGCCGCCGGAGAUCCUGCCGUUGCCGGCAUGCUCGGCAUGAACAAGGGGUCCCUUUCCUUCGUCUCCCAGACUAACACCCGCCGCUUCUCCUACUGCAUUUCCGACCGCGACUCCUCCGGAAUCCUCCUCCUGGGCCACUCCGCCCUCUCCUUCCUCACUCUCAAGUACACUCCUCUCGUGAAAAUCUCCCUCCCCCUUCCAUACUUCGACCGCGUUGCCUACUCCGUCCAAUUGGAAGGCAUCCGUGUGGGCUCCGUCCUCCUCCCCAUCCCGAAAUCCGUCCUCGUGCCGGACCACACCGGCGCCGGACAGACCAUGGUGGACUCCGGCACCCAGUUCAGUUUCCUCCUCGGCGCGGCCUACGACGCCUUAAAAAUUGAAUUUUUACGGCAGACAAAGGGAGUUCUCAACCCCCUGGGCGAGCCAAGCUUCGUGUUCCAGGGGGCCUUCGACGCCUGCUUCCGGGUGCCGGAGCGGCGGCCGCUACCGCAUCUGCCGCAGGUGGUGCUGAUGUUCCAGGGGGCGGAGGUGGCGGUUUCCGGCGAGCGGAUGCUGUAUCGGGUGGCCGGAGAGCGGCGAGGAGGGGACAGGGUGUGGUGUUUAACGUUCGGGAAUUCGGACCUGGUGCCGCUCUCGGCGUACGUUAUAGGGCACCACCACCAGCAGAACGUGUGGGUCGAGUACGACCUGGAAAACGGUCGAGUCGGGUUCGCGCCGGUCCGGUGCGACCUCGCCAGCCAGAGGCUGGGUGUGGUCCUAUGACGAUCGGGCCUGUAUCUUAAUUCUCAGACACGUAACGUGUUUUGUGUGGCAUCCCAUGCACCGCUGAUGCAUGGAUUUUGUGUGAUCAUCAGCUGACCUUGGCCGUCCGAUUAGUCUGUAAAUCUGUGGUCCUUGUUUGUUGGACGGAGAGGUCAGCGCUUUUGGGUUGUGGGUGAUGGAAGGUUGUCUCAUGUCUAGUAGUCCAGGUUGGUUGGUGGACUGAACAGGGGAUUAGCAUGGGCUUGUAUAUCUUACAAGAGUGUUGGAGGAGUGCAAUGUAUUUUAUUCCUGGGUUGUGGAUGUGAUCCUUACAUAGUUGCCGCGUGCACACACAUA
Messenger RNA from Elaeis guineensis (African oil palm), 1773 nucleotides. Its product is annotated as aspartic proteinase PCS1. The record is from RefSeq and is a predicted model, not a curated record. NCBI's taxonomy places the organism in Eukaryota, Viridiplantae, Streptophyta, Magnoliopsida, Arecales, Arecaceae. Gene Ontology annotation, molecular function: aspartic-type endopeptidase activity. Gene Ontology annotation, biological process: proteolysis.